ACCGCGGCCGGGGCUCCUCCGCUCCGCGCGUGCUCCCGGGCCUGCCUAGCACGCCUCCACUCCACCGCUUUGCCUUGCCUUUAUCAGAGGCGGAGCGCCCCGCAGCCCCUGCCCGUCGCGCAUUUGGCACCUGCCCCCCUCCUCCUCUUUACACUCGCUCCGGCACUUGCACUUGCCCGUCCGUGCCUUCCUCCUCGGAGACAUUGUUGGCGCUCUGCUCGCCCCCUCCCCGCGUGCCCGCCGGAGAAGGCACUCUGAUUCCCGAGAAUCUGUGAUUGAUUCAUCAAUGCCGAAGUCUGGCUGAGCUGCUCGUCUGACGGUCGUGAAUCCAGCUCCAGCUCCGUUCAGCAGCGGUUCUUCAGCGUCGUCUUCGUUUGGAUUUGGUCGGGGGAGAUAGAUGGCGGCGGCCUCGCAGGAGAAGCAGCAGCAGCUGCUGCCGACGUUCGGCGUGCUGAGGAACGCGGCGGCGCUGCUCGACGAAAUGCAGCUCAUGGGGGAGGCGCAGGGCGCCAAGAAGGUGAUCAACUCGGAGCUCUGGCACGCCUGCGCCGGCCCGCUGGUGUGCCUGCCGCAGCGCGGCAGCCUCGUCUACUACUUCCCCCAGGGCCACAGCGAGCAGGUCGCGGCCACCACCAAGAAGACGCCCAACUCCCGCAUCCCCAACUACCCGAGCCUGCCGUCGCAGCUGCUGUGCCAAGUCCACAACAUCACCAUGCAUGCUGACAAGGACACCGAUGAGGUCUAUGCACAGAUGACUCUGCAACCAGUAAACUCUGAAACCGACGUGUUCCCGAUCCCGUCUCUCGGCAGCUAUGCCAAGAGCAAGCAUCCCGCGGAGUAUUUCUGCAAGAAUUUGACCGCGAGCGACACGAGCACGCACGGCGGGUUCUCGGUGCCGCGAAGAGCCGCAGAGAAGCUGUUCCCACAGCUGGAUUACUCGAUGCAACCUCCUAAUCAGGAGCUUAUCGUGCGAGAUUUGCAUGACAACAUGUGGACAUUCCGUCACAUUUAUCGUGGACAGCCAAAGCGACAUCUUCUAACGACUGGAUGGAGUCUGUUUGUCGGCGCGAAACGGCUUAAAGCAGGGGAUUCUGUCUUAUUUAUCAGGGAUGAGAAGUCACAACUACUUGUGGGUGUUAGGCGUGCCACCAAUCAGCAAACGGCAUUGUCAUCUUCGGUUCUGUCCACUGAUAGUAUGCACAUAGGUGUUCUGGCUGCGGCAGCUCAUGCUGCAUCAAGCGGUAGUUCAUUUACCAUUUACUACAAUCCUAGGACGAGCCCGUCGCCGUUUGUAGUUCCCGUUGCAAGGUACAAUAAGGCCAACUAUAUCCAGCAAUCUGUUGGCAUGAGAAUGGCUAUGAUGUUUGAGACAGAGGAAUCAAGCAAGCGCAGAUACACUGGUACAAUCGUGGGAGUUAGCGAUUCUGAUCCGAUGAGAUGGCCCAACUCCAAAUGGCGCAAUUUGCAGAUUGAAUGGGAUGAACAUGGAUACGGAGAAAGACUCGAGCGUGUGAGCAUAUGGGACAUUGAAACUCCGGAGAACACUAUAGUGUUCCCUUCUGCAUCAUUGAAUUCGAAGCGACAAUGCCUGCCUGGUUAUGGAGUACCUGGGCUAGAUAUUGCAUCUGUAAAUAUGUCACCAUUUCAGAGGGCACCUGGAAAUCCAUAUGGUAACUUGCCGCACAUGCCCGCUGUUGGAUCAGAAUUGGCCAUGAUGAUGUUUCUGAAUCAAUCUGGCCAAAACAUGGGGACUCCACUCAGUUGUCACCAGUCCUCUUAUUCUAGUAUUAUUCAAAAUGUCAAGCAAAACUACAUGCCUCCUUCAACAUUUGGUCAUCCCAUUGGUUCAAUAAAGCCAGAAAGCAUGCCUUCCAAUGAAGCCCAGCAGCAGCAGCUGCAUGCUCCUAAGAUGCAGAGAGGCGAUUCGGAAAGCUGUGAAGUUCAGCCUGCCGCUGAUUCAGUUUCUGCGUCGGAGCUACAUGUUGCAGGAAGAGAGCCAAGAAACACAGAUAAAUAUCCAAGUCAAAGCAUUUCAGAGCAAAAUGGCAAGGGUGAGCCUAGAGUCAAGCCUCGGAGGAGCAAGAAAGGCUCAUCUCGCAAAACCAUUUCAGAGAAUUCUGAACUUUCUUCGGCACCUUCACGGAUUUGCGACGACCAACAGCAUGUUUCAGAAGCAGAACUAGUCAGUUGUGACACCAAACAUGUUAACUGUGGUAACAAUGAAGGUUCAUCUGGUGCACUUACUCAUGGUGAUUUUGCUGGGCAGCUGCAGUGUCAGCAGGUCGAACAAAAUGAACUAGUGUCACCACCAAAGUUGGAAUCAUCAAUAUCACCUGAUGGAGGGAAGUCAGUCAACUCAUUUCCCAACCAGGCGUCUUUUUCGCAGUUCUUUGAUGGUCUGGAUUGGAUGGUUCAGCCUCCCAAUUACCAAGACUCCAAUGGCAUUCAGUCAGUUAGUGCAUCAGAGAACAUCUUCAGUCCAUCUGCUAAUAUAGGUUCCACAAUAAAUACUGAUACUCUGGAGACUUUUCAGAACUCUUGCCUCUCAGACUGCUUCCCCAAUUCCAUACAAGACUUCAUCGGCAGCCCGGAUCUGCAUUCGCUAACAUUUCUGUCACCUGAGAUGCAAAAUCUGGAUGUGCACCACGACGGAAGUAACGUACCGAGCACAUCCAACUCAUAUGUACAAAUGAGCUUCUCUGAAGAUGAUAGUGGAAAUCACAUGGAAUCCAUGCAAAGAGGAAUGAAUAACAUCUCCUCAUGCUCUCAACCGCAGACUACUGAGGGCUUUAAUCUGGGGAUGUACUCGAAGUUGCCAAGUUUGAAGGAGUCCCAAGUUCUGUCUCUGCCAGAGAUCCAUAACAGUUCCAGGGGGACAUCGUCUUGCAGCAUGGAUGCCGCAGAGUACAGCAUCGGCCGAAGUGCGAAGCCGAUGAAACCACCGGUGCGGACAUACACAAAGGUUCAAAAGCUAGGAUCCGUCGGAAGAUCCAUCGAUGUCACACGGUAUAGGGAUUACCGUGAGCUGAGAUCAGCCAUCGCGUCAAUGUUUGGGCUCCAGGGGAAACUCGAGCAUCCUGCGAGUUCAGACUGGAAGCUAGUGUACGUCGAUUACGAAAAUGACGUGCUUCUCGUCGGCGACGAUCCGUGGGAGGAAUUCAUCAACUGCGUCCGAUGCAUCCGGAUCCUAUCGCCUUCGGAGGUACAGCAGAUGAGCGAGAACGGCAUGCAAGUCUUGAACGACUGCAUCCAGGCAGACCAGUAGGCCAACUCACUGAUCAGGAUGCGUCUGCAAAAUCAAAAUAAAGCAGAGAGCAGGAUUUAAGCUAGAUUGCUGUUCUGAACACAGUAGUGCCUUCCUUAGUUGACCGUAGGCUGAUUUUCUGACAGUGUAUUUUGGUAGGGGAUUUAGAUUUAUUACCGGCGUUUUGUGUGGUGUUAUCAUCUUUCCCAAAUGCUGAAGAACCCCCAGGCAGUUUGCUGUGUGAUUGCUACUUCCAGUGCUUGUUUGCCAUGAUGCGCUUUAUAGAGAGAGCCUGAUGUGUCAACACCAGUGUAAAUGUUAGGGCUGUUGGAUUUGGUUUUGUUAAUUGUAGAUUUAUUUACAACUAGUUUCAGUGA
Aegilops tauschii subsp. strangulata is the source of this 3621-nucleotide messenger RNA. RefSeq names its product auxin response factor 11. Lineage: Eukaryota; Viridiplantae; Streptophyta; Magnoliopsida; Poales; Poaceae. Gene Ontology annotation, molecular function: DNA binding. Gene Ontology annotation, biological process: response to hormone; regulation of DNA-templated transcription. The record is from RefSeq and is a predicted model, not a curated record. Gene Ontology annotation, cellular component: nucleus.